AAAUAUCAAAUCACCAAAGGAAUAGGACAGUCUCAAUUUUAGCUUCAUCCAAACAAAAUGGAAAGCGAAGGAGACGAUUAUCCGGGGCCUGAAUCCGGCAUUGAAGGAAUCAACUUGAACGGGAGAAAUGUAGGGGCCGUGAUGGUGGCGCCUAGGGAUGUAGACGUAGCAAGUCAGAGUGGAUGCAGGGUCAACAUAUACGUGAACAGCAACGUUCAAGCGACUUGUGGGUCAGCUCUGUUUGGUAGCAAGGUCAAGCUAAGAGACCCUGGUGUUCAUCUCCAUAUCGAAGACGUUAAAAUCCCCCGCGAAGACGGAUCUAGACAGAAAGAGAUGAGGUUGAUUAAGGUUGGGUUAUGUUUGCUCUGUCUCUUUAACGUCUCUCUAGGACUCUUUCUCUUGCUCUCCUCUUGGCUCCGGAAGGAAACCUAGUCCAUAUAGAUAUCUCCCCAUCCACCCAUGUUCAUGGUGACCAGUAGAAAGGACCAUAUCCCUCGCGGAACUGUAGGAGCUGGUGUAGAUUGGACAUCUUUUGCUAAAGACACGUUUUCAAGAUAUAUGAAUGUAUGUUUUACUUACGACUGCGUCCAUGGACCCUAUGUAUAAUAUUUUGGGCUUGUGAACUUCGUUUUUUAUAUAUAUGAAAUAAAGUAUGUUUAUA
This is a messenger RNA of Brassica napus (rape), 661 nucleotides long. RefSeq lists its product as uncharacterized. The coding region runs from base 58 to 432 and encodes 124 amino acids. The transcript has 2 exons. Lineage: Eukaryota; Viridiplantae; Streptophyta; Magnoliopsida; Brassicales; Brassicaceae. The record is from RefSeq and is a predicted model, not a curated record.